GGACCACUAGGCAUGUUCAGGAAAUUAAACAGGUGGAAAUUCGCGAACUCGGGCUGGGAACGGAUGUCUUUUACGACGAACACUAGAAAGGGUCCAAAGGCAACCACGGCGGCUGGAAUGAUGGCUGUCACUGUGGAGUCCGCCCGCUGAGAAAACCGCUCGCCGUGGGCGUCCAUCAGAGUCUAGACUACAGAGUCUCAGAGACUCAGCUCCGGCUCCCGUCGCGGAUCGAUCCAUCCAUGUCUCUGACCGAGGAGCGGAAGAAAGUCCCGAGUUAGCGGCUUCCACGCGCUCCGUUCCGCUUUCCUCGAGCUCUCGUCUGUUCCGCCCGACACGCGCUGGGUUCCGGCGUCCACGCGCGCCGUCCGUUAAGCGGUGAUCUUUCGUGUCUAGCUGGACAAGUCAAGUGACUUAAAACUAACUAGUUGGUUCGGCCGUCAGCGGUGACAUGGAGCGCGAAUUAGCUCGCGGCGGAGUUCCAGCUUUUACUCGUUGUUGUUGUUAGGUGACCAGGUUUUCUAAUGUUUGACAGUCUAAGUGGCAACAGUGUGUGCCGUCUGAUAACCGUACGUACGAUGACUUCGCCAUGAUGAUUAUGUCAAAGAACACUCUGGAAGUCGAAAUUUUUGUAUUUUUAAAAUUUUACCUCUGAAUUGACGGGCAGACUAGUCGAGUAGGUUGAUUAACCGCACAUCAGAUUGAAGAAGCGCAAUUUCCGUAACCAACUCGAACACACAGUAGAAUUUCUAAUCGCAAAAUAAAUAAUCAGUGAAAAUAACACACUAGUUACCCGAGAUAGUUAAGUUCUGUCGCGCGCGAGUGACUGUACAAGCUUUUUUUUUUUUAAAUUAAAAAAAAAAAAUGAAUGAAUGCUGGUCUAUGAAUGAUAGAACUAACAUUUGACAGAGAAGGUCGGUGUUUCGGUCUCCUUAAAGCUCCGGGGAUGUGUGUGUUGGCGUUGGGUUUAGUUUGGGUUGGUAUGGACUUACUUGACCUCUGAUUUUAUCCCUGUACACGUGACGUGGAGAGACUAGGGACCAGUUUCACAGUUUAAGGAGGGAAGGGUAUUGGAGACACACACACACAGACACACACGCCGACUGAGUGUUGGCCAGCCAGCGCCAUGGUGGGGGAAUCCAGUUUGAACGACUCCAACGUGAAGGUUGCCGUCCGAGUCCGACCCAUGAACCGCAGAGAAAAGGAGCUAAACACAAAAUGUGUUGUGGAGAUGGAGGGCAACCAGACCGUGUUGCAUCCAGCUGGUGGGAACCUUGGCAAAGGAGACAGGAGUCAGCCAAAGGUCUUUGCAUAUGACUACUGUUUUUGGUCAAUGGAUGAGUCCCAAAAGGACAAGUUUGCAGGUCAGGAUGUGGUCUUUCAAAGUUUGGGAGAGAGUCUUUUGCACAAUGCUUUCCAGGGCUAUAAUGCCUGCAUCUUUGCUUAUGGACAGACAGGCUCUGGGAAGUCCUUCACCAUGAUGGGCUCUGCUGACCAGCCAGGCCUAAUCCCACGUCUGUGCAGUGCGCUGUUUGAGCGUACCGAGCAGCAGAAGCGUGAAGGGGAGAGCUUCACUGUGGAGGUGUCCUACAUGGAGAUCUACAAUGAAAAAGUUCGCGACUUGCUGGACCCCAAGGGGAGUCGACAGGCCCUGAAAGUGAGGGAGCACAAGGUCUUGGGGCCAUACGUGGAUGGCUUGUCUCGCCUGGCAGUGGCCAGUUACAAGGACAUUGAGUCACUGAUGUCAGAGGGGAACAAGUCACGCACGGUGGCUGCUACCAACAUGAAUGAGGAAAGCAGCCGUUCCCAUGCUGUCUUCAACAUCAUCCUCACACACACGCUCAUGGACCUACAGUCAGGGACUAGCGGAGAGAAGGUGAGCAAGUUGAGCCUGGUGGACUUGGCUGGGAGUGAAAGAGCAGCCAAGACAGGCGCAGCAGGCGAGAGACUGAAGGAAGGCAGCAACAUCAACAAGUCCCUCACCACACUUGGCCUAGUCAUCUCAGCACUGGCAGAUCAGGGUGCGGGGAAGAACAAGAGCAAGUUUGUGCCCUACAGAGACUCUGUGCUGACAUGGCUUCUCAAGGACAGCCUUGGAGGGAACAGCAGGACGGCCAUGGUGGCCACAGUGAGCCCAGCGGCUGAUAAUUAUGAUGAAACACUGUCCACACUGCGCUAUGCUGAUCGUGCCAAGAGCAUUGUGAACCAUGCAGUGGUCAACGAGGACCCCAAUGCCCGCAUCAUCCGCGAGCUCCGGGAAGAAGUAGAGAAGCUGCGGGAGCAGCUUACGCAGGCUGAGUCCAUGAAGGCCCCUGAGCUCAAAGAGAGACUGGAAGAGUCAGAGAAACUGAUCCAGGAGAUGACAAUCACAUGGGAAGAGAAAUUGAGAAAGACAGAGGAGAUAGCACAGGAGAGACAGAAGCAGCUGGAGAGCCUUGGCAUCUCCUUGCAGUCAUCUGGUAUCCGAGUUGGUGAGGACAAGUGCUUCCUGGUCAAUCUCAAUGCUGAUCCUGCCCUCAAUGAGCUGCUUGUCUACUACUUAAAGGAGCACACCAAAGUGGGCUCAGCUGACUCCCAGGACAUCCAGUUGUGUGGGAUGGGCAUCCAGUCAGAGCACUGUGUCAUUGACAUCACUGCUGAUGGGAGUGUAAUUCUAACCCCUCAUCACAAUUCUCGAACCUGUGUGAAUGGCUCUCCAGUCACAAGCCCACUCCAGCUUCACCAUGGUGACCGCAUCCUUUGGGGAAACAAUCACUUUUUCAGGAUCAAUCUGCCUAAACGAACAAAGGAUGAAGGAGAAAGCAGUGCGAUGAAGAACAGUAACAGCAGCGAACAGCUGGAUGGUGAUGGUGACUCGGCCAGUGAGGUCUCCAGUGAAGUCAGUUUCAGCUAUGAGUUUGCCCAAACGGAGGUGAUGAUGAAGGCCUUGGGGAACAAUGACCCCAUGCAGGCAGUGCUGCAGAGCCUGGAGCGCCAGCAUGAGGAGGAGAAGCGCUCUGCUCUGGAGCGUCAGCGUCUGAUGUACGAGCAGGAGUUGCAGCAACUGCGCAGACGGCUAACGCCAGACAAGCAAGGAACACUGCCCCCACAGUGGCCUCAGCAGCACCACCGGAGCAUGGAGAGGCUGAGCUUGGGUGGGGGGGCAGGGUCGUCACCCAGUGCACAGCAGCGGCUGCGACAGUGGACAGAGGAAAGGGAGGCUAUGUUGACACGCAGCCUGAGGAAGCUGAGGGAACAGAUUGUACGAGCCAAUCUGCUAGUGCAGGAAGCUAACUUCAUUGCUGAGGAAAUGGACAAGAGGACAGAGUAUGGUGUCACCCUGCAGAUCCCUGCUACCAACCUCAAUGCCAACCGCAAGCGGGACGCAGUGCUCAGUGAACCGGCCAUCCAGGUGCGCAGGAAGGGCAAAGGGAAGCAGAUCUGGGCCCUAGAGAAAAUGGAGAAUCGGCUGGUGGACAUGCGGGAGCUCUACCAGGAGUGGAAGGACCAUGAUGAAGACAAUCCUGUGAUGCGCUCCUACUUUAAGAGAGCAGACCCUUUCUUUGACGAGCAGGAGAAUCACAGUCUGAUUGGAGUGGCAAAUGUCUUCCUCUCCUGCCUCUUCUAUGAUGUCAAGCUGCAGUAUGCUGUGCCCAUCAUCAAUCAAAAAGGAGAAGUAGCAGGACGGCUGCACGUGGAGAUGGUGAGGGUGAGCGGGGGCUUCGAGGAAGGUGCAGGUGGGUCUGAUGACUGCAGCUGGGAGAGUCCUGAGGGCGAGAUACAGGAACGCAAGCUAGUUUGCAUGAUAAAGAUCCUGCAGGCCACGGGCCUACCACGAUAUCUGUCCAACUUUGUCUUCUGCCAGUACUCCUUCUGGGACCAGGCAGAGCCCAUUGUGGUGGGCCCUGAGGUGGAUCCUGCCUCUUCCUCGCCCAGUGCGAAGGAACCCCACUGCAUGGUGGUGUUUGACAGCUGCAAGGAGUUAGCAGUGACUGUCUCUGAGGACUUCAUCGAGUACCUGACAGAGGGUGCAUUGGCUAUCGAGGUGUACGGCCACAAGCAGACCGAUCCCUGCAAGAAUCCGGCCCUUUGGGACCUUGGCAUUAUCCAGGCCAAGACUCGCACACUUCGAGACAGGUGGAGUGAGGUGACCCGGAGGCUGGAAAUGUGGGUGCAGCUGCUGGAGCUGAAUGAGAAUGGGGAAUACAUCCCUGUGGAGGUUGUGCCUGCUUCAGACGUACGCACGGGGGGAAUUUUUCAGUUGAAGCAGGGCCAAUCCAGGAGGGUGCUGGUAGAGAUACGCUCAGUGCAGGAUUCGGGCACGAUGCCUCUCAUUGCCGAAGCAAUUCUGGCAGUGUCCAUUGGCUGUGUGGAGAUUCGCCAGGCCCGUCCCUCAAGAGGGAGCGAAUCACAGGUGGAAGGUGAUGAGAUGGACAGCUAUCAGGAAAGAGACUUGGAAAGACUGCGGCAACAGUGGUUGACUGCCUUGACCAAGAGACAGGAAUACCUGGAUCAACAUCUUCAGAAGGUGGUUGACAAAACAGACAAGACCGAAGAUGAUGUGGAGCGAGAGGCCCAGUUAUUAGAGUGCCGUCUGACACUAACGGAAGAGCGCAACGCUGUCAUGGUCCCGUCGGCAGGGAGUGGCAUCCCUGGGGCACCUGCUGAGUGGGUCCCUGUACCCGGAAUGGAGAAACACAGCCCUGUCCUCUUCCUGGAUCUCAGUACGGAUGACUUCAACUCUCAGGACAACCUAGACCCGCCAGAGCCUGGGGGUUGGGAUGCUACGUUGAUCGGCGAGGAUGAGGAUGAGUUCUUUGACCUCCAGAUUGUUAAACGCUACGAUGGAGAGGUGAAGGUUGAGGCUUCCUGGGACUCGGCAGUGCAUGACUGCCCCCAGCUGAGUCGGGGUGUGGCACCAGACCAGCGGGUGUACCUCACAGUCCGGGUGGUAGUACAGCUGAGCCACCCUGAGGAGAUGCAGCUUGUCCUGCGCAAACGCAUCUGCGUGAACGUUACAGGCCGACAGGGUUUUGCCCAAAAUUUUCUGCGACGGAUGUCCCAGCGGAGCACCAUACCAGGUUGUGGAGUCACCUUUGAGAUUGUCUCCAACAUCCCCAGGGAUGCCCAAAGCUCAGAGGACAGGGAGAUGCUGGCCCGGCUUGCCACUAAUGCUGAGGACCCCAAAUCUGCCGACAGCGAGGCGGCCAUAGAGAAGUACCUGCGCAGCAUUCUGGCCGUGGAGAACAUUCUCACCCUGGACCGGCUGCGGCAGGAAGUAGCUGUGAAGGAGCACUUUGCAGGCAAGGGGAAGGGGAGCAGACGCAGCCUGAGCUCACCCAACGUACACAGGCUGUCCGGAAGCAGACAAGAUCUCUCCAUAAACUGUAUGCUGGAGGACAACAAGGGCCGCUGGGAGAGUCAACAGGACAUUUUCAGGACCUCACCUCAGUUGAGUCGCACUGCAGCCCGCAACUCACCUCCACAAAACAAGGACCCAGAGCCAGGUCUCUCAGGACUGGCUGCCUCUUGUCUUUCCCCAGUGAAGGCCUUAGUUCCCCAGAUGCCCAAGCUUCUCAAGUCCCUCUUCCCUGUGCGGGAUGAUAAAAAAGACCUUCGUCCAUCUCCCCAAGCACAGCAGCCCAUGCCCCGUAUCAUGGUACAAUCUACUGUCCAUCAGGAUGGCCCUGUUAAACCAGAGCUGGUGGCCGUAACAGGUCGGAGUGGCAUGUCCAGAGAGAGGUCAGUAGAUACCCAAGAUUCUCCACCUUCAUCCUCACAGGAAACGCAUGACAUAGCGCUCAGCCCUGCCAGCGAGGCCUCGAGUGGUUACUUCUCUACGAGUGUGUCCACGGCAACCCUGUCUGAGGCAUCCUCUACAGUUGGGGACCCAGCUGCCUACCCGUGUGCAGCGACAUUACCUCGCCAGGGUGGCUCUGACUGUGAGGAUGGUCUAGGAACCUCUCAUAAUCCCAUUUCCCUAGAAACUGGGGGAAAAAAUGGAGUCCGAGCCAUUGCUGAUAAACAAAAGGAAACUCAAAGAACUUUGACUCCCAUAGAUGUGAGAACCGCAACUCUUCAGCCCAGCGCAAAGAACGCCAUCCCCCCUGCAGCAAUCCCUCUGUCAACAUCAUUACCUGUCACUAAGAUGGCAGCGACCUCUGAUCUAAAGUCUUGUAGAAACAUCUGUGGUGUGGAGGAAGAAAUUGGAAUGACUGGUUUGGGAACAGAGUCUGGGGGGAGUCUGGAGAAGCUGGAGAUCACAACGGACUCAGAUGAGGGACAAGACACCAGCAUGCUUGAGUGGAUGAAGGUGGGCGCAUGUGUCACAGUGAGUAGUGGCAAGAGUGGCAUUGUGCGCUACGUCGGGCCCACUGACUUUGCAGAUGGCAUCUGGGUUGGAGUUGAACUGGAUACUCCAUCAGGUAAACAUAACGGCUCAGUUGGUGGCCACCAGUACUUCCAGUGCAGCCCUGGGUACGGGGUGCUGGUAAGGCCAGACACAGUGAGUUUUGGAGGGACAAAGUGACGUAUGGAGGGCUGCCAUGGUGACAGCACUCACACCGAGAACUGCCAGUCCUGGGACAGCUGAAGGGAGACUGUGUUGGUCACUCUGUCCCAGUAGCUGUAGCAGGGCCCCCAAGGUGCGCUGACGCAUUCCGACUUUCCCUGCAGAGCAGCAGCAUCCUGUGUUUCACCCGCUGCUUUCUCUCACAGACAGGAAGUGGCAAUGUUUGUCCACUCCAAAUACAGCAAAUUUUCACUAGUUCACAGAUUUUGUCCAUUUUAUCUAUUCCCUAUUUCUGACAUUGUUGCCCAGAAUGCAUUGUGCUGCUUCUGGCUUGUUCUUUUUUUGAGAAACCUUAAGAGUGCAACUGCUCUUCCUUACUUGCACUAUGGAAUGAUCCUAAUCCCUCAUUACAGAGGUAAACUCGUGCUCCCACUGUAAUCAAAUGACUGAUGUUCCAAAAUGUGCCUUUAAAAAAAAAAAAAAUCUCCCCUUUUGUAUAUACUGAGAUUGCCUUUGUCUACAUUGGAGCUGAUCUCAGGAGUAGUUCUGCAAGUUGGACACCCUACAAGUGCCUUCCACGAGUGUCAUUCAUGGCAAUCUAUGCACAAGGAAAUGUCCUGCUUAUAUUCUUCCUACAGCAAACAUUUCAGACAAAUUAGUUUUCCAGAACACUUCCUAUUUCCUUAUGAUUGGAAUGUUAGCAUUUAAUCAGACAUGAUUUGUGCAUAAAUCAUCUUUGGUGGU
Scleropages formosus (Asian bonytongue) is the source of this 7231-nucleotide messenger RNA. Its product is annotated as kinesin-like protein KIF13B. Bases 1124 to 6505 code for a protein of 1793 amino acids. Gene Ontology annotation, molecular function: ATP binding; microtubule motor activity; microtubule binding. NCBI's taxonomy places the organism in Eukaryota, Metazoa, Chordata, Actinopteri, Osteoglossiformes, Osteoglossidae. The transcript is spliced from 40 exons. Gene Ontology annotation, biological process: microtubule-based movement. The record is from RefSeq and is a predicted model, not a curated record.